Messenger RNA from Aspergillus steynii IBT 23096, 225 nucleotides. RefSeq names its product mitotic-spindle organizing protein 1. The record is from RefSeq and is a predicted model, not a curated record. Gene Ontology annotation, cellular component: interphase microtubule organizing center; spindle; centrosome. Gene Ontology annotation, biological process: microtubule nucleation by interphase microtubule organizing center; gamma-tubulin complex localization; mitotic spindle assembly. NCBI's taxonomy places the organism in Eukaryota, Fungi, Ascomycota, Eurotiomycetes, Eurotiales, Aspergillaceae. The transcript is spliced from 3 exons. Bases 1 to 225 code for a protein of 74 amino acids.
AUGCCGUCGCAAUCCGAUGACAAGCGCCAGGCUGCUCGCGAGGUCGUCGACAUUCUUCACGAGAUCUCAACGCUCCUAAACACGCAUCUAGACCGAACAGAGCUCUCACUGUGUGUCUCACUUAUUGAGAAUGGAGUCAACCCCGAUGCCUUAGCAGCUGUGAUCAAGGAUCUCAGGAAAGAAGCCCCGGCGGCUUAUCCUAAUGACCAGGGUCUGCCUGAGUGA